Eimeria mitis is the source of this 870-nucleotide messenger RNA. RefSeq lists its product as uncharacterized. The coding region runs from base 1 to 870 and encodes 289 amino acids. The transcript has 5 exons. The record is from RefSeq and is a predicted model, not a curated record. Lineage: Eukaryota; Apicomplexa; Conoidasida; Eucoccidiorida; Eimeriidae.
AUGAUAUCGACAACAUUCAACGUCCUCUCUUUCAUCUUCAACAGCGCGAUGCGGAUGCACAUGAGGCAAUCCAUUCGCAAGUCUCUUGACGAAGGUUCAGAGGCGAGGGAUAUGGAGCUUUUCGGCCUCAAAUGGGGAGAACUUAGUGCAGAAGAAACCUUGGGGGGGGCAGAUAUGAAACGCCAGAUGCUCGAUGAGCAGCUGGAUAAGUGGAGAAAACGACGGCAAACGAAAACAAAAAAACCACCGGAAAAGCAGCCAGGUGCAGCUUCUGAAACAGAUGCAGAAACAACAGCAGAUGAAGGAAAGGGAGAAACACCAGUGCAACCCACCGAACCCUCUCGAGAGGGCAGAGAAGGAAAAGCAAAAGAACCUAUGGGAGAAGAAAGUGAAGAGAAAAACCCUUUUGUUACUGCAAGUAGUAGCACAGACGCAGAGGUAAUUCAAAAAGAAAUUUCAGCAGAAACAAUGGAGGAGGAGGUUGGGCUGAAGAAGAUAAUUCGUCGUUUCCGUAUGCUGAAACUCUUUGGGGUGAUAGCGGCUUCAUUUCUAGUACAGAAUGCAGAUAAGAUUUCAGCUCUGGUGAAGGGUACUAUUCAGUUUUCUGUUUCUACGUUAGACUCCACCUUGUUCUUCGCUAUGCUUCUCAACGCCAUCACGAAACCCGUGUAUGGACUCUAUUUUGCUUACCAAGGGCUUCUAGAAGAUAAAACAAGAACAGAAGCAAUACAAGAAUUCAGACACAACCAAAAAGCACUCACUAACUUUCUCAUGGGCAGCGCGGCAAUGGAAUCGCAAGUGGGACAAGUAAAGGCAUUUGAUUUGCCCGGACCCGAGCUGCAAGAGAUAAUGUUUACUCUGCUUUUCUAG